GUAAAUCUACCUCAUUUGGGUAUCAAAGACUUGCCACACUCUGCACAUUUUGUUUAUCGUUAAAUACUUUGAUGGGGCUGCAGCAAAGAAUGAGGUCUACAGUGCAUCCAAAUGGGGAAGAUCACAUUUUUUGAGGAGAAGAAAUUCCAGGGUCGCUGCUACAACUGCAGCAGCGACUGCGCUGACCUGCACACAUACUUCAACCGCUGCAGCUCCAUCCGAGUGGAGAGCGGCGUGUGGGUCAUCUAUGAGAAACCCAACUACAAGGGUUUCCAGUACGUCCUCAGCCCAGGGGAGUACGCCGACAACCAGCAGUGGAUGGCCUUCAACGACAAUGUCAAAUCCUGCCGUACUGUCAAAAAUGUCUACGGUAGUGCAUGGAAGCUGAGGCUGUACGAGAGGCCGGACUUUGGUGGGCAGAUGGUGGAGUGCUCUGACGACUGCCCAUCGGUUUACGAUACCUACAAGAUGCGCGAGGCCUACUCCUGUGUGGUGACAGAUGGUGCCUGGGUAUUCUACGACCUCCCCAACUACCGUGGGCACCAGUACCUCCUGGAGCGGGGCGAGUACCGGCAGCACAGCGACUGGGGGGCAUCUUCACCUGGCGUCGGCUCUUUCCGCAGGAUCACAGAGUUUUGAUUAACAGUCAUAAUUAAAAAGCGAUGCACAUGACAAUCAAUAAAUGAC
Oreochromis niloticus (Nile tilapia) is the source of this 687-nucleotide messenger RNA. RefSeq names its product gamma-crystallin M2. NCBI's taxonomy places the organism in Eukaryota, Metazoa, Chordata, Actinopteri, Cichliformes, Cichlidae. Gene Ontology annotation, biological process: visual perception; lens development in camera-type eye. Gene Ontology annotation, molecular function: structural constituent of eye lens. The record is from RefSeq and is a predicted model, not a curated record. The coding region runs from base 112 to 639 and encodes 175 amino acids. The transcript is spliced from 3 exons.